AUGUUUGGAGCAGGGCAACGACCACAGGAAGAAUAUGGAUGCCAUAUGAACUACAUCGGUCCACCCGGUUCGAUGAGCGCAUUCGAAGGUACCCGUGACUUAAUGUCAUUCCCUCUGCGCCAAGAAAUCCCUACGCAGCAUCCUCUACGUGCGUCUACAACGCCUAUCGACCAUCCCUUGGAGCAUCCUUUUGUUAACCAGCGGUCGAGCUACGUUGCGCAAGCAACCCCGCAUUGUCCUCCUCUCGCUGAAUCAGUCAAGGUUUGUUUUAAUUACAUGAAUCCUUAG
This is a messenger RNA of Cooperia oncophora, 288 nucleotides long. NCBI's taxonomy places the organism in Eukaryota, Metazoa, Nematoda, Chromadorea, Rhabditida, Trichostrongylidae. The record is from the annotation of a GenBank genome assembly.